GGGCUCGACACCUGUUGGAUCGUCGCAGUCGAAAUGAGGCUGGUCGAUUAUCUUCCAUGAUUGGACCUACUGGCCUCGGGGCUUAAGCGCUUUCGACAGCACCGUCGAAUAAGAGACGCGUAUGGUGUAGAGGCUGGUGAGUAAGAUGGGGGGGGGCGCUCCACUAUCGUGACGAUCAUCGCGAAAUACUUGGAUCCCUUUUUAUAGAGAAACGCGAGUUGUUCCCACUUACUUCUUGGGUAGUUUUCUCCCGAGUACAAUAGCGCCAAGAGCCAACUCCUGGAGGUCCUCAUCCUCUCGACGAAAGUGCUUAGCCAACUACUAAGACCGAUAGUCGUAGUAUGUAGAGUACGUUUGGCAUGAGAUUGCUUCUUAGCAACACUGGUAAAUGUGCAAUUGCAUGAGCGUACAACUGGUUCUACAUGUACCUCCGAUCUGCCUUGGAUAGAUUGAACCGACCUCUGUCGUAUGACCAAUAAACUGUCCUUUUUACUAAAGUGAUAAUUAACGAUCCACACAACUUACUCUGUGCCUAUACUUGGGAGAUUGCAGUACUCAACAUUGAGCGGUCAAGUAGCUGUGUGGCGCUUGAACACCAUGUAUACAAGCACUCAAGGAUUUCGUAGCUUGCUCUCUUUCCCCGUGCCGUUUUCUGUGUUCUUAAAGAUCAUUCCAACGGAGAGUAAAUAUAAGUAAAUAGUCCAUCUUUGCGCCCUCCGAUGUCAUGCACUUUGCACAAGUAGCCAAUAGGAGUCUAAUAACUAUUAGCAGGUCGUGGUCCAUCCAGGUUGAAAACACUGAAAACAAGGAAAACAUCGAAAUCAAGGUUAGGGCCGACCCUAGUCUCAGCACAUAUUUCAACAUAUCAAGCGCGAGAAUCUGGACGAAAUAUUUAUACGUCUCACAGGGUCACGAAUUUUGUGAACUAAAGGAAUUCACCAAGCAUAUGAUCCUCCCAAGGCAUGUUGUAAUGACUCUUACGGCGCAAGCCAAGUUGCAUUAUCUCCAUGAAAUAGAACCAUCCAGGCUGAGGCCCAGAUGACACUUCUGAACCUCCAGUCUUGCCCCUGUCUUUGCCCACCUGGUCUGUGCAUUGGCUACAAU
Molecule: messenger RNA, 1104 nt
Organism: Aspergillus pseudonomiae
Lineage: Eukaryota; Fungi; Ascomycota; Eurotiomycetes; Eurotiales; Aspergillaceae
Exons: 1
Coding region: 725-1042 (105 amino acids)
Source: RefSeq, a predicted model, not a curated record